GGAUACAGAGGACAUCAUCCCUGGAAGAACCAUGGCUUUAAAAGGAAUUGGAGGUGUGCGGCCUGCUGUGCCCAUGGCCUGUGUGUACCUGGAUUGGGGUACAGGCAAAGGUUUGCGGGAGGUGGGGGUCUCUGAGGACAUCCCUGUUAAUGUUCUGCUGGGGAAUGAUUUGGUUCGGAUGCUCUGUCAUUAUGCUCCAGAGGACACUACCUGCACACCGGAAGGGCUAGGAGAGAGCCCUGUUCAUUCUAAGGUACUGUGCGUGACUUUGGGAGACACUGCGAGAUGUGGUAACUGGGUGGGAUUGCAGGGGAUUGAUAAUUGUUUACCCGUGACUGAACCAGUAAUGUUUUCCAAAAGUGGAAUGGGGUGUAUUGUAAAAUGUGGUGACAAUGCAUUGCCAAUGCCAAAACCUAGUAGAGAUGGGCUAGGGGGAGGGGUUGGUGUGCCCCUGGUGACAUGUAAGGAUGAGGGACCAGCAGUGAGUGCAAUGUCCCAAUCCUGUGAGCCUAAGGAGGAGGAGGGAAGGAGUGAUAGCCCUGUGUAUGAUGCCUGUAUUGUUAUGUCUGGAACUGAGGGGGAGGAAGGUAAUCUCCAGGGAGGCAUACCAAUGGUGGCAGUGGUAAUGCGUCAGCAGCAUGCCAGGGCUGCAGCUUUAACAGGAAGGGAGGAUGGUUAUGCAAGGGGCAAGCUGUGUGAUUUGCAAGCCACAGCAGAGGAAGGUGGAGAUGCUAGUUCACCUGGGGGAAAUGUGCUCCCUGAUACCAUGAGAUGGGGGGAGGGAAAUGAGCAUCUCCAGGAAGCUCUGCGCAGUGACCCUUCCCUUGAAGGGCUGAGACAACGUGCUGAGCAUACAGAUGUUGACACAGAUGGGCAUCGGGUAUAUUGGGAAAAUUAUAUCUUGUACUGGGAGUCCCUUUCCAAAGGCAUGCUAGGGGCCCAGGAGAGAGAUAGGCAGUUAGUGGUUCCUGGGCAGUACAGGAAAGAGCUGCUGAGGUUGGCCCAUGAGACCCCCCCUGGCAGGACAUUUGGGAGUGGCCUAUGCGGUCAUAGAGAAGGAAUGUCUAGCUGUGGUUCGGGCUUUGCAAAAAUUACAGCCAUACCAGUAUAGCAGGGAUUUUACUGUCAUAACUGAUCACAACCCUCUACAUUGGUUGGACAGAGUGUCCGGUAACAAUGGCACCUUGAAACAAAAACUAAAAACAUUUGUAGAAUCGGAGGGCAGAGACUGGGAAAAGUAUUUACCCCAUCUGUUAUUUGCUUACAGGGAGGUACCCCUACAGGUUUCUCGCCCUUUGAGUUAUUAUAUGGUCACAAAGUGCGGGGGCCCCGAGAUUUAGUUAGGGAAGAAUGGGAAGGGGGGCUACUUGACCCUGAGACUUCUGUGGUGGAGUAUGCUCUGAGAUUCAGGGACAGGAUGCAGACAUUGACUGGGCUGGCACAUGACAACCUCACAGCAGCACAGUCCAGGCAGAAGUACUGGUAUGAUCACAAUGCAAGGGACCGGGUCCAUGAAGUGGGACAGAAGGUAAUGGUUCUGAACCCCAUCAGGCAGAAUAAGUUGCAGGCUGCCUGGGAGGGUCCUUUCCCCAUUCUGCAGCGCCUAGAACCCACCACAUAUGUAGUUGCCCUUGAUGAGAAAGGUCAGAGGCAGAGACAGUACCACAUUAAUAUGGCAUACUAUGACCCUGAGAAGGUGGUACUCAGUGUAUGCAGUGCACCAGAGGAAGAGCUGGGUAGUGAUCCACUACUAGAGGAGGAAGCUAAGAGCCAGGGAUCCCUUCAGGAUGUAGAGAUCAAUCCACAGCUCUUAGCUGCAAAGAAAAGGCAGCUAAAUGAGGAAAUAGGCCCCUUCAGUGCCAUCUUUGCCUGGGAAUUCAGGGCCUGUGGUGUCAAGAAAAGAAAUAGAUGGUUAAGGGAGACAGAUCUAUCAGCCUGGAUAGGCAAGAUUUCUCUGUCCCCAUCUUAAGGGGGAGGUGUCAGGCCCAAGGCCUGAUUAUUAAAAUCCUACAUGUGUAUUAUAAAUUAUAUCUGUGUGUGAUGGAUUGUCCAGGACAUGGGUGAGAGGUCAUUCGGACGGUGUGUCCUUUUGUGUAUUGCAUUUUAUUGGGGGUCUGGCUGUUUGUUUACAUCUCCUUUGAAGUCAAAGGCUUUUUUGAAGUCAUGCACUCUGGUCCCAUCCUAUAAUCAAACAGAUAAGGGGCCAGGAAGAGAGAAGACCCCCUGGUGGGAUCAGAGGGGAGGGGGGAAUGGAGUCUCCCUCCCAAGAAAGCAGAUAUGAUAUUUAAAACAAUGCUAGACCCAGGGUGUGGAAGGCUGUGCCCCAAGCUGACAAGACCAUCCUAAGAACAGCUGGAACUCACUCUCAUGGACUGCUAUAUCAUCAUGCUCCAAUCAGAAAGCAGCACUACUCAAAUAGAACUCCCGUGAGGUCACACAUGUGAUGUCAUAACCUUUGUCAUCAGUGAGGGGCCUAAACUGUAGGAACCUAGGAAUACACAUUCAUACCCGCCUGUGACUGAUGCACACCUUCCAGGCUGUGGGGCAGCACAUACACGGAUGGACACAUUGGCCCAAAUUCUAGAGGUAACCUCCUUUAGUAUGCCCAGAGGAAGGGCAGUACAGUAGCCAUGGAUUCCCUACAGGUUUCCUCCCCUCUGGAGGUUUUUCCUGUCCUGAGUUAGUUACUGUCCGCUCUUUGUGAGUGAUGGAGGUUACAUAAAAUCCCUACACAAACAUUUUAAUAAAUAAUAAAUAAAGUUCCCUUUGUUUAAACUGUU
This is a messenger RNA of Hyla sarda, 2780 nucleotides long. RefSeq lists its product as uncharacterized. The record is from RefSeq and is a predicted model, not a curated record. The coding region runs from base 32 to 1111 and encodes 359 amino acids. NCBI's taxonomy places the organism in Eukaryota, Metazoa, Chordata, Amphibia, Anura, Hylidae. The transcript is spliced from 3 exons.